UUGUACUAAUCCUAAUCCUUGUAGUACCUUCAUUUCAUUUCAUAUACAUAUCUUUGAGAGAGACACAGAAAAGACACAGAUCUAUCAGAUUUAAGACUUCACACACUUCCAUCAUCAACAUCAUCAACAACACUAUCUUCAUUCAUUCAUUCAUUCAUUCCUCACAUCAAUUCUUCAUAUUCAUUCAUCAAACAACAUCAUCAACAACAAGAUGCAUGCUAAGACAGACUCCGAGGUUACCAGCCUAGACGCAUCUUCCACCACAAGAUCCCCUCGUCGACAAGCCUACUAUGUCCAAAGUCCAUCUCACGAUGGUGAAAAGACAACUACCUCCUUCCACUCCACACCUGUCAUCAGUCCAAUGGGUUCUCCACCUCACUCCCACUCCUCCUCUAGCCGCUUCUCCGGUUCCCGCAAAAUCAACAACAACCACCGCAACACCAAACCUUGGAAAGACAUCGAUGUCAUUGAAGAAGAAGGUCUUCUUCAGAAUCAAGAUCAUAACCGUUCUCUCUCCCGUCGUUACUAUUUCCUUGCCUUUAUUCUUGGCUUCUUUCUCUUGUUCACUCUUUUCUCUCUUAUCCUUUGGGGUGCUAGUAGACCCAUGAAACCCCAUGUCGUAAUUAAGAGUAUAAAAUUCGAUCAUAUUAGAGUUCAAGCUGGUUCUGAUGCAACGGGUGUGGCUACUGAUAUGAUUACUGUGAAUUCAACUGUGAGAUUCACUUAUCGGAACAAAGGCACAUUCUUUGGUGUUCAUGUUUCAUCUACGCCUUUAGAUCUAUCCUAUUCAGAUAUCGUAAUUGGCACCGGCAAUAUGAAGAAAUUUUAUCAAUCAAGGAAAAGUCAAAGACUAGUGAGUGUAUCAGUGAUGGGAAGCAAGAUCCCAUUGUAUGGAAGUGGUGCUAGUCUAAGUAGCACAACAGGUAUGCCAAGUACACCAGUGCCAUUGAAAUUGAGCUUUGAGAUUAGAUCAAGAGCUUAUGUGCUUGGAAAAUUGGUGAAACCAAAAUACUACAAAAAGGUUCAAUGUUCUGUCACAUUUGAUCCCAAGAAAAUCAAUGUGUCUGUUCCCCUCAAGAAGAAUUCUUGCACCUAUGAAUGAUUGAGCAAUAAAAAAGUGAUUAAUUUUGGUUAAGAGGAUACAGCUAAGAGAUGGAAAAACGCGUUUUGUAGUUAUAGAAACAUAAAGACAUGUUUGGAUUCGGUGGAAACUUGUGAUGAACAUUACCUUUUUUUUUUCUACUUUAUUUAAUUUUUUAAUUUUGUCCCAUCAUGUGAUAAUAAGGUUAAGGUGUCCUAAUGUAUUAUUGUAUUCAUUAUAAAAAUGUUGUAAUUUUAUUUCAUUAGGUAAUUAUUAUAGACGAAAAAGUUGAAUUA
Vicia villosa (hairy vetch) is the source of this 1377-nucleotide messenger RNA. RefSeq lists its product as uncharacterized. The transcript is spliced from 3 exons. NCBI's taxonomy places the organism in Eukaryota, Viridiplantae, Streptophyta, Magnoliopsida, Fabales, Fabaceae. The coding region runs from base 212 to 1102 and encodes 296 amino acids. The record is from RefSeq and is a predicted model, not a curated record.